AUGUCGAGUUCCCAGAUCAACCAGGAAGAUGCAUCGCCCGAUCAACACUUCUACUCUCCCGAUUCGCUAUUAUCAUCCGAGAAGACCGAGUCUACGCUCCGUCGAAGUGGCCGUCUCCAAGGACAUCUACCCCCUCCAGAUCCCAGUCUCAUAACUCGGGCUCAUUCAAGCGCUGAAGUGGUCCAGCAUGCCAACAACGAUACUGAAGUCAACAGCCAUGUCCACAACAACAUUAGUGAUGAUCCCGCAUUGAAGCUCCCUAGCACCCGCAAUAACGACAUCAACGACAACGACGAUCUACCUCACGACAACCACGUCAACGACGACCAUGGUGAACCCCCGUAUGCUGAGUCUAUGGAAGAGGAACUGCAGGAUGCCAUCCCUCAGCAUAGUCAGCCUUCGACGAUAUCUACAACACCAGGCGCUCAGCCACAUGACCUCCACCUUCGUCUUCUGAGACCAAGAACAUCAACAACACCUGAUGCCAAUGUUAUUGCAGACCAGCCACCCCCGGUAUUAACUUCGUUACCUCCACGGUACUCUGAACAUCAUGUACGCCAGUACCAAAGCUCUGCGGUCGACAACGUUCCCAACAACCAUAAAUCCUACCCGGCAGGCACUGGUCUACAACAUAAUCACCCACAAUAUCAUACCCGUGGAGCGGCAAUGAGAGACCAAGCCCAGGGAGCUGAAGCUGCCCCCCGAUUCGGCAGAGGCACACUUCCUCUGGUUGACUUGACGACUACCACGACUCCAACGCCGAACCCCAACGAUGCUGCCACGGUGGCUGCCUUGCAUGCGGUAACUGAUGCUCUCGCUAAUAUCACUGACCGCUUGAUGAAGCUCGAAGAGAAGUCCAAUGCACCAUCUACACUCAAUGUUGUCGACACCGCCAAGAACGCCAUAUCUACUCAUAAAACAUCUAUCGCUCCAACAAAUUCCGUACGAAUCAGCCCAGUGGCAAGUGCAACCUGUCUUGACUCCCACGACGACAACCUCUACACCGACGCCCUUACUAAGGCCAUGCUAACAGCGAGCCGAAUCAGGCCAACUCCGGACUCCCAACUCUUCACUGGUGCCUCUGACAAGAACGUCGAGACCUUCCUCCACGAGAUCACUUCUGAUUUCCGUUAUAUUCUGUCCGACUCCAACAUGAAGAUAGCCUUACUCCUCUCGUCCAUGUCCCAACCCACUAUUGCCCAUGUCACUUCUCUUUACACGGCUAAGUACGGCUCCAUCACUGAAACUGUGGGUAUUGAUGCCGAUACCUUCCUUUCCCGGUUGAUCGAGGUUCUGCGCGAGGCCUACACCACCAGUACUGCCCAUAUGGACGCUAGACUCUCUUGGGAGUCUCUACUACUCCAAGGCCAUGUCAGUUUUGUUGAUUUCAUCAACAAAUUCCAGAAGUUACGUACGGAGGUAGGAGCCCUUCGAGGCCGCAUCAUCGAGCCGGCAGAGGCCUUAGGCCGCCUCUGGGGCUGUUUACCUCCAAGUCUGCGUAACUGGGCAAGUGACUAUCUACCUCCACCUGCUGCCCAGGACUUGACUGAACGUCAGUUGCACCUCAACCACGUGUACAAACCAACAACUGUUUUCGCUGUGGUCAAUCUGGUCAUAGAGCAACCUCGUGUCCUGCACCUCAACCAUUGA
Perkinsus marinus ATCC 50983 is the source of this 1650-nucleotide messenger RNA. RefSeq lists its product as hypothetical. Bases 1 to 1650 code for a protein of 549 amino acids. The record is from RefSeq and is a predicted model, not a curated record. The transcript has 2 exons. NCBI's taxonomy places the organism in Eukaryota, Perkinsozoa, Perkinsida, Perkinsidae.